Molecule: messenger RNA, 714 nt
Organism: Manis javanica (Malayan pangolin)
Lineage: Eukaryota; Metazoa; Chordata; Mammalia; Pholidota; Manidae
Source: RefSeq, a predicted model, not a curated record
GUGGAGGCCAGUACCACUCAGGAAAUCUACAUUUCUUCACAAAUCGGAUCAAUGAUAUUUGAAGACACCAAUAAUUUUUAUUACCCCAACUUCCCCUUCACUGGCAAGAUAAGAGUAAGUGGCUAUGAUGGCUCCCUCCUUAAGAAUCACAGAGUGUUUCUGGUGAUUUAUGGUGCAAAUGGAACCAUCAGCAACCAGAGCCUGACUACUGACAACAAUGGCCUUGCUCCCUUCACGCUGGACACAGUUAGCUGGAAUGGGGCAGGCGUUUCGCUGGAGGGCAGAUUCCAAAUGAAAGAUGUGGUGUAUGAUCCAGAACAAGUGCCUCAUUACUACCAAAAUGCCUACCUGUACCUGCAACCCUUCUAUAACACGACUCACAGCUUCGUUGACAUUCACUGGCCAAGUGGUGUCUUGGAAUGUAGGCAGCCCCAGGAAGUGCGUGUGGGUUAUUACAUCAAUCCGGCUGAUGUGGACUCUGACCAGGAAGUCACCUUCACCUACUAUUUAAUAGGGAAAGGGAGUUUGGAGAUGGCGGGGCAGCAACACCUGAACUCUAAGGAGAUAGGACUGAAAGGCUCCUUCUCGCUCUCACUGACCUUCAGUUCCAGACUAGCCCCUAAUCCUUUCUUGGUGGUCUACGCCAUUUUCCCCAGUGGAGGUGUGAUAGCUGACAAAGUCCAGUUUUCCGUAGAGAUGUGCUUUGACAACCAG